Molecule: messenger RNA, 4963 nt
Organism: Salarias fasciatus (jewelled blenny)
Lineage: Eukaryota; Metazoa; Chordata; Actinopteri; Blenniiformes; Blenniidae
Product: GTPase IMAP family member 9-like
Exons: 3
Coding region: 36-1073 (345 amino acids)
Molecular function (GO): GTP binding
Source: RefSeq, a predicted model, not a curated record
ACUACCUCACCUUCAUCAGCUGCUUCUGACACAAAAUGGACUCAAAGAUCGCUUCCCUGGACUGCUGUCGUCGGGUACUGCCUCAUUUUGGAGCCAGGUUGCUUUGUCUCUCUUUAUACAGCCUCAGGCUUGGGGCUUUGCUCGUGAACACUUGGACUACCAGACUUAUCGGCCUGAGAUCGAACACUGUAUAUGACUUUAGAGCUCCACCAGCAGAAGCUGAGUCUUCAGGGAAGGAGCUUCCAGAACUCAGGAUGGUUCUGGUUGGAAAAACUGGAGCUGGAAAAAGUUCCACAGGAAACACUCUGUUGAGAAAGAAGGUGUUUGACGCCCAGAUGUCUUCAGCUGCAGUGACCUCAGAGUGCAAGAAGGAAAGAGCCAAGUUUGAAGGUCAGAGUCUGGCUGUGGUCGAUACUCCUGGUCUGUUUGACACCAAGAUGACUGAAGAGGAGGCGACGAGAGAGAUAGCAAAAUGCAUCUCACUGGCUGCUCCUGGUCCUCAUGUCUUCCUGGUGGUGAUCCAGCCCAGCAGAUUCACAAAAGAGGAACAACAGACAGUAAAACUCAUCCAGAGGCUGUUUGGAGAAAAAGCAUCAGAGUACACCAUGGUCCUGUUCACCCACGGAGAUGAUCUGGAGUUUGAAGGAAAGUCCAUUGAAACCUUCAUCAGUGAAAAUCCAAAUCUUCGUAACUUCGUCCGUCAGUGUCAUGGAGGAUAUCAUGUCUUCAACAACAGGGAGAAAGAUCCAGAACAAGUCAGAGAGCUGCUGAAGAAGAUCCACCUGAUGGUUCAGAGGAAUGGAGGAGGAUGCUUUACCAACGAGAUGCUGGAGGAAGUUGAGAGAGCCAUCAGAGAGAUCAUCUUGAAAAUUAUCAGAGAAGACCCUCAAAUAAUGCAGGGAGAAGCUAGAAGACAGGCUGAGAGUGAUAAGAGGACCAUUUUUGCUUGCAUGACUACUGGAGCAUAUUUUGGAAUGUCUGGUGGUCCAGUAGGAGUUGUAUCUGGAGCUUUAACAGGAGCUGGAGUGGCAGCUCUUUCAAAUCUACAAAAGGAUUCCUGCAUUACCCAGUGAUAAUCAGAGCUGAACCCCUCCGAUGUGGUGUGCCCCAAGGUUCAGUCCUUGGUCCAGUUCUAUUUGCCUUGUACUCGCUUCCUCUUGGGAAAAUAAUAAAUCAGUUCAAAGGUAUCUCUUAUCAUUGCUAUGCUGAUGAUAUUCAGCUUUGUUUUUCCUUUACUCCCCACAACCUUUCCUCACUAUCAGUCCUAAGUGACUGUGUGACAGCGAUAAAAAACUGGAUGGCUAAUCACCUUUUGCAGCUAAAUUCUGACAAAACUGAAUUUCUCAUCUCUGCUCCUCCAAGUCUUGUCCCUAGGAUCAAAGAUGGUUUAUGUUUCCAUACCUCCAUGGUUAAACCUUCCGUUAAAGUCCUGGGUGUCACUGUGGAGCAGGCUCUGACUCUGGAUCAACAUGUGAAACAUCUGAUUCGCUCUUGCUUUUUCAUGUUGAGGAACACAGCCAAACUCAGUCCCAUCGUGUCCCAAGCUGAGAUGGAGAUGUUAAUCCAUGUGUUUGUAUUAUCACGUCUGGAUUACCUGCCUCAGCAAAGCGUCUCUGGAUCGCCUGCAGGUGGUCCAAAACGCCGCUGCCAGACUGCUGACCAGGACCUCCAGGAGGUCCCAUGUGACUCCAAUUUUAAUUGCUCUUCACUGGCUCCCCAUUAAAUUCUAGAUACAAUUUAAAGUCCUUGUGGUGACUUACAGAGCUCUGCAUGGUCAGGCACCGGCCUACAUCAGAGAUCUGCUACAGCUUUAUGUCCCCAGCAGGUCCCUGAGGUCCUCCGAUCAGGGCCUGCUGGUAGCUCCUCGUUCAAGGCUGAAAACUAAAGGAGAUGGUGCGUUUGAGGUUGUGGGACCCACUCUGUGGAACUCCCUCUGACCAAAGCUAAGAACAGCGGACACUGUUGACACUUUUAAAAAGCAGCUCAAGACCCAUCUUUUUAAACUUGCUUUUGUGUGAUUUGUUGUUUAUCUCUUUUUGUUUCAGUUGAUUUCUGCUUUGUUUUUAUUCCUUGUUGUUUUAUGCUUUUAUAAAGCACCGUGUGACUUGCUGUUCUAUUAAGGUGCUAUAUAAGUAAAGCUGAUUAUUAUUAUUAUUAUUAUUAUUAUUAUUAGUAGUAGUAGUAGUAGUAGUAGUAGUAUUAGUAUUAGUAUUAUUAUUAUUCUAAUUAUCAUUAUCAUUAUUAUUAUUAUAACCUAUUAAACUGCAUCUUAUCAAAGUCAUAUUACACCACAAAAGAAAUAAUCAAGUGCCUCGGAGUUAUUAAUUAAUAAAUGACAAGUUUAUUUAAUUUAUAAUUCAAACUUCUCUCAGUUCAUUUUCUGUGAUUAACCCAUUUUUAGUAAAUUAGUCAUUUGUGGCGUUGUUGAUUGAUCAAUGAUUCCGGUUUGAUCAAGGAUUUUGUAAUGGGGCAACAGUGGAUCAGUUGGUACAGCAAGUCGUCUCAUAACCAGAAGGUUGGCAGUUCGAUCCCCACUCCCGCAGGUGUGAAACUGUCGUGUCUUUGGGCAAGACACUUCACCCACCUUGCCUAAGCGUGAGAGGUGGUGGUUGGAGGGGCUGAUGGUGCAGAUUGGCAGCCUUGCUUCGGUCAGUCUGCCCCAGGGCUAUAAUAGUAGCUUACCACCACCCAGUGUGGUAUGAAUGAAUAAUGUAAAGUGUCUUUGAGUGUCCAGAAAAGCACUAUAUAAAACUUAUUAGGAUUAUUAUUAUUAAUUUCAGACACAAUACUGCAGACAUCAAUCCAAAAAGGUUGAACAUUUGAGCAUGAAGCAAAAGUAUGGAGAAGGGUUGCACUGAAGAUUGGCACCAAUCACCUAUCAGUGACACAUCUACUGUAUUUUUUUGAGCAGUGAAGCCUGUGUAUGAUUUUGAAUUGGAUGAAACAGUGUCUAGUAGUAUUUGAACAGGUGUGGAUUCUUUUGGGGCUUUUCUCCCAUCUAUCCUCUGGAAAGGGAUUACUGAACUCCUCUUCCCACCUAUGCUUGUAAUUUUAAGAGGACGGGGGCUGAAUGAUAAAAGCUCAUUAAAGAUGGCGGAAGUCGAUUUAUUUUCAUUGGGAGAGAGUUUUAAACAUUUGUCAAGUAUCGAUUGGGUUUCGGUCUCAUAACAUUUUAAAAUUCUUUCUCAUGUAAUCUCUGAUAUGCAAAUGUAGAAAAAAACACUGUUACUCUCUAGUUUGUAUUUCUUCUGUAGCCGUGUAAAUGAAGCUAAAAUGCCUUUUUUCUUUUACAAAUCUCCAAUACAAUAAAUGCCUUUUUCAUUCCAAGUCAAGAAGGCUCUAUCCUGAUGUGAGGGAGAAAAAGUUGGAUUUCCAGUAAUGAAAGAGAGAUCUGUUUUAAACUCAAAUUUGACUUGAUUGUAUUCCAAAUGCAAAUCAUGCUAUGUAUAAUAAGAUUAUUAUUGUAUGAGAGUGUAUCGAUCCCGAUUGGAGCUAAUAAGACUGACCCCAAAGAAUAUGGGAAACAGUCUUCUCGUUCCAUCUCCAGCCAAUCAGAUACUGGUGUCGAUACACCUAACCAGAAGGUAAAGGUCCAAAUCAAUGAAACCCAAUGAUAAAUAAAAAAAAUAGGAAAUGUUAAUCCUCCCUUGUGCUUUGAUCUACAUCAGGGGUCUCAAACUCGUGCCAGAAAGGGCCGCGUGGCUGCAGGUUUUCAUUCCAACCAAGCAGGACCACACCAGACUCCACUCAUGUCAUCAGGUCUUCAGUGUAGCUUGUAGCAAAGGCAGUUGUGGUGAAAAGCGUCCAGUCAUCUUGUUUGUUCAUGUGAAAGUGUCCAUGUUUCACUCCCGUAGAGGAGAACGGGGAGUACAACUAAAUUUAACAGGCGUAUCUUGGUAGCUAAUCAGAUGUUGCUAUGUCGCCAUACGGGGUGCAGGGGUCCAAAGGAGCUGCAGGCAAGUUGCAAGCGUCUUAUGAUCUCUGAGUCGGAAGAACAAACGGAAGUGAUUUUGGCUCCAAGAUGAAUAAAAUCAUCUACUACCUUGACUUGAUCAUUAGCAGCAGUUUGAAGUGGUUGUAGGAAGUCGGAGAGGGAUUGUAACUUGGUUUUGGCCCAGUUUAUAGUGAGUCCGAGAGGUGUCGCUUCUUCUUGGAGGAUGACAAGAGCAUCAGAGAUGGUGUCAAUAAGCUCCACGAACAUAACAACAUCGUCUGCAUAACAGAGGUCAGUGAUGCGGGAAUGGCAUUUAACUCCAAUGUCUGGGCUACGUGCUAAGGUGCUGUUUAUCCAGUAAUCGAUUGCUAUGUUGAAGAGGUUCGGGGCAGCGACGCAUCCUUGACAAACUCCAGAUGUCGUUGUGAAGGGAUCGGAUAGCGAUCCAUCUGCGUGAAUACGACAUGUAGUAUCAGUAUAGAGGUCUCUUAGAAUGUUCGUGUAUUUACUUGGAAUGCCAAUGCCCUGAAGGAGUAGCCAUAAAGCUGAGCUGUCCAAGGAGUCAAAAGCACCUUUAAGGUCGACGUAAGCUGUGAAUAGCGCUUUUCGGUAUUCUCUUCUUCGUUGAGCCAUAAUCCGGAGAGCGAGGAUGCAGUCAGUCGUAGAGCAACCAGGAGUGAAGCCUGCCUGCUGAGGACGCCUGACCGAGAGAAGGUGUGACCGGAUGUGUUGUAGUAGGACAGACGUGAAUACUUUUGAGGGGACCAACAGUAGGGUGAUCACGGGAGUCACCUUUGUUUUUGUAGACUGAGAUAAUGAUACCCUCUUUCCAUUCUUGGGGGACACUUUCGGAGUCCCAGACUUUCUCCAAAAAAAUCUGGUGGUGGUGGUGGGGUGGGGCAGGGGGGUCAAAAAAAGGUACAUCAUUACAGACCGUGCUUCCUAGGGGAAACAAAGUUAGUGUGAGGGACCAAAAAAAAAAAAAACAAACCCACGGACAGAAACAGCAAAGACAUAAGACAGUUGCAU